GGUUGUACUGUUUCCUCGAGUGGAAGGGGGAGAGAAUGGAAAUUUCUGCAGAGUUCGAACGCCUUGAACCGUUCAAUGCAGGGUCUCUGGUCGACCCAUAGGCGAGCCAAGGUCAACCUCAACUCAGCUUCUACCCUUCCUUCAGACUCUGGAGCCACUACACCCAUCGCUCAUGCGCCCACGGAACAACCCGCGACGGACUCAACACCCACAGACACUCCCCUGGACACGCCCACUGCAGAGGCGGAGCCCGCAGUCGCGUCCUUAGAACAGAAACCCGUGAGCGCGAAACGCAAAUUGCGCUCUACACGAGAAGAUGGAGGCAAGCGGGCGAAGCUGUCUGCGGGCAGCGUCUCGAAGGACCAUUCUCCACCCCUGACGCGCCUGUCCGACCUCGGAGGAGUGGACGCGUGCAUAGAGAAGAUGCUGGAGCUGGUCGCCAUGCCACUGUGUCAUCCGGAGAUAUACCUGCAUACGGGCGUGCAGCCGCCGCGGGGGGUGCUUUUGCAUGGCCCGCCGGGUUGCGGUAAGACCAUGUUGGCGCAUGCAAUCGCUGGGGAACUCGGCGUACCCUUCAUCAACGUAUCAGCCCCCUCAGUCGUCUCUGGCAUGUCUGGAGAGUCCGAGAAGACCCUCCGCGACACGUUCGAGGAAGCGAAGAGGGUCGCACCAUGUCUCCUCUUCAUCGACGAGAUUGAUGCUAUCACACCGAAGCGCGAGAGCGCGCAGCGGGAGAUGGAGAGACGAAUCGUCGCGCAGUUCUUGACAUGCAUGGACGACAUGUCAUGGGAGAAGAACGACAACAAGCCCGUCAUCGUGAUUGGUGCGACAAAUCGACCAGACUCGCUGGACGCUGCUCUCCGUCGGGCGGGUAGGUUCGACCACGAAAUCAGCAUGGGUGUCCCGGACGAAGAAGCGCGAGCGCAGAUCCUCCGCGUUCAGUCCGCUAGGCUGAGGUUAGAAGGAGACUUCGACUACGUGGCUCUCGCGAAGGCGACACCAGGCUAUGUGGGCGCGGAUCUCGCUGCGCUCACCGGCGCCGCAGGUAUCAUCGCCGUGAAGCGGAUAUUUAAGCAGAUAUCGGAGGGCACCCUCACACUUCCGGAGGACGUCUUGCCUCCAACAGACGGGGACACCUCUAUGGCUGUUGACUCCCCAGCCCAGCCCCCACCGCCUGUCCUUCAAAAUGAUAUCAACAAAGCCGUCCCAUUCGCUAGUUUCGACGUCUCAAAGCACACAGCCGCAUCCUCGAUCAUCCACUUCCUCCGCGCCCACCCCAACCCCCUCACCGAAGCCCAACUCGCGCCCCUCUGCAUCACGUACGCCGACUUCAUUCAAGCGCUGGAGCACGUCCAGCCCUCGUCCAAGCGCGAAGGCUUUGCGACGGUGCCGGACGUAACAUGGGCGGACAUCGGGGCUCUGCACGCGACGCGCGAGGAGCUGCACAUGGCGAUUGUGCAGCCGAUCAGGCGGCCAGAGCUGUUCAGCGCGGUCGGCAUCGUCGCGGCGUGCGGCGUGCUCUUGUGGGGCCCGCCCGGGUGUGGGAAAACGUUGUUGGCGAAGGCGGUUGCGAAUGAGUCGCGGGCGAACUUCAUCAGUGUGAAGGGCCCGGAGUUGCUGAACAAGUACGUGGGCGAGAGCGAGCGUGCAGUUCGUCAGGUAUUCUCUCGAGCGCGUGCGUCCUCGCCUUGUGUCAUCUUCUUCGACGAGCUCGACGCACUCGUACCCCGCCGCGACGACAAUAUGUCAGAAUCCUCGGCACGCGUCGUCAACACCCUCCUAACAGAACUCGACGGCCUCGACGCGCGCAAGUCUGUCUACGUCAUCGCAGCUACCAACCGCCCCGACAUGAUCGACCCCGCGAUGUGCCGGCCCGGCCGCCUCGAUAAGCUCCUGUAUGUCGACCUGCCGUCAGCCGACGAACGCGUCGAGAUUGUGCGCAAGAUGACGAGAAAGGUGCCGCUCGGGAGCGGCACUGGGGUCGAGGGCGACUCGGGCGUGAUUCAGCUCAUGAUCGAGGAGCUCGUCCGGGAACGAUGCGAGGGCUACAGCGGAGCGGACCUCGCUGCGUUGGUGCGCGAGGCGGGUGUCUCUGCGCUAAAGCGGACGUUGGGCACAUUGGAGGCGAUGGAGGCAGAGGGUGGUUUCGGGCCCGGACAGGAGCAGCACACGGUGCUAGUCUCUGCGGAGGACUUUGCGCUGGCGGCGGAGAAGGUGCAGCCGAGCGUGUCCGUGGCACAAAGGCGCAAGUAUGAGGCGCUGCGGUCUAAGUUUGCGGGGCUACCUGUGCGCAGUGGGAAAGAGGAAGAUGGGAAGCGUAUGGAGGAAAAGUAGCGCUGUAGCAUUACGACUUACCGCUCUGAACAACCGCACGAAGAGUAAUGUUACUGG
Molecule: messenger RNA, 2391 nt
Organism: Dichomitus squalens LYAD-421 SS1
Lineage: Eukaryota; Fungi; Basidiomycota; Agaricomycetes; Polyporales; Polyporaceae
Product: ribosome biogenesis ATPase RIX7
Exons: 7
Coding region: 76-2334 (752 amino acids)
Biological process (GO): ribosome biogenesis
Cellular component (GO): nucleus
Molecular function (GO): RNA binding; preribosome binding; ATP binding
Source: RefSeq, a predicted model, not a curated record